Messenger RNA from Naegleria gruberi, 3312 nucleotides. RefSeq lists its product as uncharacterized. The record is from RefSeq and is a predicted model, not a curated record. Gene Ontology annotation, molecular function: protein kinase activity; ATP binding. The coding region runs from base 1 to 3312 and encodes 1103 amino acids. NCBI's taxonomy places the organism in Eukaryota, Heterolobosea, Eutetramitea, Acrasida, Naegleriidae. Gene Ontology annotation, biological process: protein phosphorylation. The transcript is spliced from 3 exons.
AUGGCUAAAAACACAAAACGAAUUGAAAUGGAAAAAUGCAGAAAUGCAGCACUUGAUAGUAUAUUCGGAUUGGAUUGUGUUGUCAUUGAAUUGGAAUAUAUAUUGGAGAAUUCGACGAGUUCUGAACUGAGGAGGAAUUCAGUGAAUGGUUCAAUGGAAAGUAUUCGAAAUGAAACUGUUUAUUCAUCACUUGAUGAAAUAUAUCAAGUAUUUAAAAGAGAUGUGACGAUAAUUGCUGAGAGAGAAAAUCAAAAAUCAGCAUUUUCGUAUAAAAAGAUUCCUGAGGGAAUUAUUUCACUGAGAGUACGUGUCUUGUCAGAUAUGGUGAACGAGGAAAAUUGUACUCUUCAAAUGGAUAUUGGACAAAUAUUCAAUUCAUCAUCGAUUAGAAGACCUAUUGCAGAUUAUAAGGUAUUCUUUGAAUUGUACAGUGAAAAUCAAAGACAUGAAUUAUAUUGCAGAGUUAAUGUUGAUAGUUCUCUGUUUUUUUCAACAUUUAGAGGAUUGACUUUACGUUUGGUAACACAUAAUUUGAGUUAUUAUGCAGAAAGGGUGACAUUUCUUAGUGGAGCACUAAAUGGAGGAUUAUUUGCUGUUUAUUCACAGGUGGAAUUGAGGCAGAAUAUACUCUUUUCACAAACACGUGUUACUUUAUUUGAAGAAUUGAAUUAUUUUGGACAAAAUUGGAUUCUUCAAAGAGAUAAUUCAAAUAAUAUUAAUGCAAUUUUUGUAGAUAGUAAUAUGACAGUGUAUUUCGAAGACGUUCUUAAAGGAAGAAAUAUGUGGUUUCUGAAUACAACUUUAGAGAUUGAUAGUGAGUUUUUGAUUGAGGAAGUGAAUGAAAUUUUGAUUCACAAAUGUACUAUCAAAUCGAAAGGAAAUACUUCGGAUAGAGAUUUUGCAAACUUGCAAAUAUCAUUUGCGAAUAUUGUUGAAAUUCAUAGUACAGUAUUCGAAACAGUAAAUGGAAAGACCAUUUUAGGAAUUGGUGAAAGUAUUGAUGUCAACCUCAUUGAUACACAUUUCACUGAUCAUAGAAAUGAAGCUGGCUCUCUAAUUUACAUGAAGAAUCUAAGAAAUUUGGUGAUUUCCAAAUCUCAUUUUUUGAGGAAUUGGGUUGGUUCAAGUGUUCUCUUCCUCAGUAACAUAAUUGCGGGUUUUAUUAGUGAUUGUAGAUUUGAAGAAAAUGAAUCUGUUAUAUCAAAUGGUAUAAUCUUCGUUCAAUCUGCUGGAUCUUUCAAAAGGGUGCUGAUUAGCUCAUCUAUUUUUAUUAGAAACAGAGCGUAUGAUCGUGGAGGAUGCAUUCAUGCCUCUGAUACUUCAGUUCACGUUCACUUUAGUGAAUUUCGUGAAAAUUAUGCUCCUUCAGGAAGUGCUAUCUAUGCACAAGAAACAGAGCUCUCAAUUGAAAGCUGCAAUUUUAUUGAUAAUUAUUCAGAGAUGAGUGGUGGAGCUAUUUUUAUUAAUGGCAAUUUCAGUAGUGUUAAUUCAAACUUUUACAAUAACUCUGUGAAUUUGAAAUCAAAUUAUCCAUGCACGUCAUAUUGCAGUGGAAGUGGAGGAGCCAUUUCGUAUGCAUCUACAGAAUUAGAUACAAUUCAGCUCUUUCUUGUUGAUUCCAAAUUCGAGAAUAAUAGUGCUAUUAGAGGUGGAGCUCUCUCUAUCAAGUACCUAUCCAAUACUCCAAAAAUUACUUGGGAAUCCGUCAAGAUUUAUAAUAAUUAUGCCAAAUCUGGAGGUGGAAUAUUUUUCUUUGAAUUGAUUGACAACAAAAUUCUAUCAUCCACAUUCGAAAGAAAUAGAGCUGACUUUUAUGGAAAUGACAUGGCUUCUUCCACUAGGUCAAUUGAGUGGAAUAUUAUGGGAAAAUCACCAAAUUCUCAAAUAAGUGUGUUCCCAGGGCAGACUUUUUCCCUCAAGACAUUUACUAAGGAUUAUUUCGGAGCUAAUAUUGGAGAUUUGUGGGAGUAUUAUAUUUUGACUGUGAAUGAUACACGAUUUAAUUUAAAAAAACCCACUCAAACUAAUCGAAAUGACACCAUUGAGGGUUUGUUCAUUUACAGUACAAAGAUUCAAACUGAGCCAACAUAUAUUCGGUUGUGGAUUGAUUUUUCACAAUCCUUUAGUUAUUUGGAUAUUCUAGUUAAGGGGUGUCCUGAGAAUUAUGAAUUGAUUUCUGCUAAUUAUGGAUCAGAAAAUUCCUAUAUUUGUCAAGCUGUGCCAAGUGUAACUGUUAUUAUUAUAACAGUUGUUGUUUCUUCAUUUGUUGCAUUUUCAGUCUUUGUUAUUGUUUCUACAAUUUUGGGAUAUGCCAUUUUCAGAUUAACAAAAAAGCUCUUAUAUUGGAAAGAAAGAAUUAAGGUGGAGAAGGAUGUAGAAAAGAGACUAUUCGAAAGUGGAAUAAGGUGUACGAAAGAGGAAAUCAAAGCAUCAGGCGAGUAUAGUCUUGCAAGAAAAAAUGUUUUCAUUAUUGGUCUUGAUCAGGUUCACAUUGAAAAGAAAAUUGGAGAAGGAGGAGCUGGUUUCGUUUACAAAGGAAAGUGGAAUCACAACACAGUUGCCAUCAAAUGUCUAAGAGUGGAGGGAUCAGAAAGCGAAUUUCUCAGUGAUGAAAUUGAGAGAGAGGCAACCCAUUUGUCUAAACUCAGACAUCCGAAUGUACUCAUGUUCUACGGUAUUUCUGUAACUCCACAAAAACACUAUUUGAUUAUUGAAUAUUUGGAAAAGGGAAGUUUGGAAAAUUUAAUAAUUGAAAGUAGGAAACAUUCAUUAUUGAAUUUGGAAAUGAAAUUGUCAAUCCUAAUUGACAUUGCAUGUGGAAUGGAAUAUUUACACUCUUCACAUAUUAUUCAUCGUGAUCUCAAGAGUGGCAAUGUUCUCCUUGACGCCAACAAUGUUGCAAAGGUUUGUGACUUUGGAUUGAGUAAGAUCAUGUCCAAUUCAUGUCAACAUUCAACUAUUGCUAAUGUGGGCACGAUUUAUUUCAUGGCCGUGGAAUUAUUUUCUGAAAAACUGAGCUCCUCCACUGUCAUUACACCAGCCAUUGACGUUUAUAGUUUUGGAAUUAUUAUGCAUGAGCUCUUUUUCGAGGAACGUCCCUACAAUCUCUCAAAGAAUAGCAAAUUAUUAAUGUGGAAGAAUGAGCAAGAGACAAUCACAUCUCCAUUCGCAAUGCUACCAAGAAUUAUCAAAGGAGAAAGACCCUUCAUUCCAUUUGAGGAUGAUUAUAGUAUGGAUGAGUAUUUGCAAAUGGCUUUUGGUGUCCUUGAUCAAGAUGGAAAAGUACAGACAAGUUGUAACAGAUUAUAUUGA